AUCAGAUCACGGAUCCACACGUUCAGAUCUUUCCAGCACCUACCCACUGCUCUGCCAGUACAUACUGGACUGGCAUAAGGAAAGGUAUUAGAAGCACAUGCCUCGCUCAGGAGGUGGAGACAGGAGAUCAGAAGCUGAAGGUUAUUCUGGACUAUAAAGCAAGAUCCAGACUAGCUUGGGCUACGCGGAAGUGUCUCAAAGGUUGGGGGCACUUCAGGGCAGAGACCAGAUACAACACAGCCGCUAAAGACCGUGUGAGCCUGUCUUUGGCAGGGUGUGGAGAGAAACAGCUUCUGCAAGAGGAAAGAUUGCAGAGUAUGGUGACUCAGGCCUUUAAUCCAUCAAACCGGAGGCAGGGGGAUUAGGAGCUCCAGGCAGGAGGACUAGCAGGGUGGGUAAGUGAGCUCAGCACAAGCCAUAAAAGACCCCAGCUCAAAAUUUUCUUUUAAAAGGGCCUGGCCUGGCAAGGCGGAAGGAGCAUGGGCACCUACUAGUUGGCCUCUGACCUCAGCAAGGAGCUCUAGAUGACAGCUGGAGACCAACAAAGUUUCUAGAGGUGGUGCUCAGCAUCCUGUGUUGACAAUGAGCGGGUGUUUUCCAGUUGUUGGUCUACGAUGCCUAUCUAGGGUCUUGGAUGUGCCAGCGACCCUGGCCGUGGCCCGCUAACCAGCCUCUCCCUGGCCGGCUCCCGCCGCGCCGCCUCUCGCUUGCCUUCUCCUCCUGCUCCUCUUCCCCCUGCUCCCAGGACGGCAGGAUGGCUGCGCCGGGAGCGCCCCGCUUCCUCCUGACCUUCGACUUCGACGAGACCAUCAUAGACGAAAACAGCGACGACUCGAUCGUGCGCGCCGCGCCAGGCCAGCAGCUGCCCGAGAGCCUGCGUGCCACCUACCGCGAGGGCUACUACAAUGAGUACAUGCAACGCGUCUUCAAGUACCUGGGCGAGCAGGGCGUGCGGCCCCGGGACCUGCGCGCUGUCUAUGAGACCAUCCCCCUGUCGCCGGGCAUGGGCGACUUGCUGCAGUUCAUAGCCAAGCAGGGCUCCUGCUUCGAGGUCAUUCUCAUUUCCGAUGCCAACACCUUCGGGGUGGAGAGCGCCCUGCGCGCCGCCGGCCACCACAGCUUGUUCCGCCGCAUCUUCAGCAACCCGUCGGGGCCCGACUCGCGGGGACUGCUGACGCUGAGGCCCUUCCACACGCACAGCUGCUCGCGCUGCCCCGCCAACAUGUGCAAACACAAGGUGCUCAGCGAGUACUUGCGAGAGCGGGCCCACGAGGGCGUGCACUUCGAACGCCUCUUCUACGUGGGGGACGGUGCGAACGACUUCUGCCCCACGGGGCUCCUGGCGGGCGGGGACGUGGCCUUCCCGCGCCACGGCUACCCCAUGCACCGCCUCAUCCAGGAGGCCCAGAAGGCCGAGCCCAGCUCCUUCCGCGCCCACGUGGUGCCCUGGGAAACAGCCGCCGAGGUGCGCCAACAUCUCCAGCAGGUGCUGAAGACCACCAGCAGGUGUUGAAGACCACCAGCAGGUGUUGAAAGACCAC
Molecule: messenger RNA, 1541 nt
Organism: Psammomys obesus (fat sand rat)
Lineage: Eukaryota; Metazoa; Chordata; Mammalia; Rodentia; Muridae
Gene: Phospho1
Product: phosphoethanolamine/phosphocholine phosphatase 1
Exons: 3
Coding region: 635-1513 (292 amino acids)
Biological process (GO): bone mineralization involved in bone maturation
Molecular function (GO): phosphatase activity
Source: RefSeq, a predicted model, not a curated record